Gilbertella persicaria is the source of this 1502-nucleotide messenger RNA. RefSeq names its product glyceraldehyde-3-phosphate dehydrogenase 2. The transcript has 5 exons. The record is from RefSeq and is a predicted model, not a curated record. NCBI's taxonomy places the organism in Eukaryota, Fungi, Mucoromycota, Mucoromycetes, Mucorales, Choanephoraceae. Gene Ontology annotation, biological process: glucose metabolic process. Gene Ontology annotation, molecular function: oxidoreductase activity, acting on the aldehyde or oxo group of donors, NAD or NADP as acceptor; NAD binding; NADP binding. Bases 96 to 1112 code for a protein of 338 amino acids.
AUCUUGAUUAAAAAAUAUAUAAAAAGACUCGAAAGUUUUUACUUACGCGUUUCUUUUCUUUUCUUUUCUUUUCCUCAUAUACACAUAUUUUAAAAAUGGUCACUCAAGUUGGUAUUAACGGUUUCGGUCGUAUUGGUCGUAUUGUCCUCCGUGCUUCUCUUUCUAACCCUGAAGUUCAAGUUGUUGCUAUCAACGACCCCUUCAUCCCCUUGGAAUACAUGGUCUACAUGUUCAAGUACGAUUCCGUUCACGGUCGUUUCCAAGGUACUGUCGAAGCCAAGGAUGGUAAGCUUGUUGUCAACGGUAAGCAAAUCUCUGUCUUCUCUGAAAGAGACCCCGCUCAAAUCCCUUGGGGUUCCGUUGAAGCCAACUACGUUGUUGAAAGCACUGGUGUCUUCACUACCAUCCAAGCUGCCUCUAGCCACUUGACUGGCGGUGCCAAGAAGGUCAUCAUCUCUGCUCCCUCUGCUGAUGCCCCCAUGUUCGUCUGUGGUGUCAACCUCGAAAAGUACACUUCUGACCUCAAGGUUAUCUCCAACGCUUCUUGUACCACUAACUGUUUGGCUCCCCUUGCCAAGGUCAUCAAUGACAACUUUGGUAUCGUUGAAGGUUUGAUGACAACUGUUCACGCUACCACUGCUACCCAAAAGACCGUCGAUGGUCCCUCCAACAAGGACUGGCGUGGUGGUCGUGGUGCUGGUGCCAAUAUCAUCCCCUCUUCCACUGGUGCUGCCAAGGCUGUUGGUAAGGUUAUUCCUGAACUCAACGGUAAGCUCACUGGUAUGGCCUUCCGUGUCCCCACUCCCGAUGUUUCCGUUGUCGACCUUACUGUCAGAUUGGAAAAGGGUGCCUCUUACGAUGACAUCAAGCGUGUUGUCAAGGAAGCCUCUGAAGGUGCUCUCAAGGGUGUUCUUGAAUACACCGAAGACGAAGUUGUCUCCACUGAUUUCGUCGGUCACCCCGCCAGUUCCAUCUUCGAUGCUAAGGCUGGUAUUGCCUUGAACCCCAACUUCGUCAAGUUGGUUUCUUGGUACGAUAACGAAUUCGGUUACUCCAACCGUGUCAUUGAUCUCUUGGCUUACGCUGCUAAGGUUGAUGCUGCCGCUUUGUAAAUUUCUUCCAAUUUAGAUACAUAAAUUUCUUAUAUCAUACUAAAAUAAAUUGUAUAAAAAGAACAGGGCUAUGGCGUUCCAAAAUGUAAUGGCUCUUUCUUUUGUAAAAUAAAUCCUGCAAUCGUGUAUGACAUCUAUGCACUGUUUGAAGUAAUUAGACUCAGGAACAUGCAUCAUUGAUGUGUGAAACCUCCAGAUGCAACACAAUCUCAUAAAACAAAACCGGGGAUAGCCAAUCGGAUAGACUGUUUAUAGACCAAGUGUAUUUUCGAGAAUUUGCUUUCAAGGUCUUUCCCUUCUUCCUUUUUCUCAAUCUUAGGAAAUUGCAUUAACACGUAUGAUACUCUAUUCUCUACGUAGAAAAAAGUGUCUAUAUUAUUAUUCUCGAAU